AAAUAACCCUUCGUGACUUUCACGUUCUUUUACUGAGAAUUGUCGGUGGCUUUGAGAUCUCAUCCAAGGCUAAUUUUGCCGCGCUAUAAUCAAAAUCAAAGACGUGUUGAGCUGUUCCCACCUUUUUCCCGAUUCUCUCUUUCCCUUUCUCUCUUCUCUCAUUUAUUUUAUUUUUAAAAACCACCUCUUUUGCCAGCUGUAAUCGAAUGAGAAGAGCUUUCUUGGAACUGCUUUACUUUUCCUCCUCAACAGAUCGGACGACAGUCAAGUUUCAAGGACAAGAAAGAUCCAACAAUGGCGCCGUCCUAUGAUUGGUGGGCAAAAGGCAGCCAUAAAGGAACCCCGGUGGUUGUCAAAAUGGAAAAUCCAAACUGGUCAAUGAUCGAGCUCGAAGGUCCAUCCGAAGACGAUUUCCUCAUCGGCAACACCCCAACCGGUCCGCGAGAAAAAGCGCGUGGCAAAAACGCGAAGCAACUCACUUGGGUCCUCCUGUUAAAAGCCCACCGUGCCGCCGGUUGCUUAACCUCCAUUGCCUCCACAUUGGUCAGUCUCGGUUCAGCCAUCCGUCGCCGAGUUGCCUCUGGUCGAACCGACACCGACAAUGACAACGAAACCAACAACACUUCCUCCGUUGAAAACAAAACCGUUAAAACCAGGUUCUAUAACUGCAUCAAAGUGUUCCUUUGGUUAUCUUUAUUGUUACUCGGUUUCGAGAUUGCCGCGUAUUUUAAAGGCUGGCAUUUUGGUGCUCCAAAGCUUCAAUUACAGUAUAUUUUUACAGCGCCUUUUGGUGUUCGAGAUUUGUUCGAUUGGUUGUAUUCUCGUUGGGUUUUGAUUCGGGUGGAGUAUCUUGCUCCUCCUCUUCAGUUUCUCGCAAAUGUCUGCAUUAUUCUUUUCCUUAUCCAAAGCAUGGAUAGGUUAUUCCUCUGUUUGGGUUGUUUUUGGAUCCGUUUCAAAAAAAUCAAGCCAAUUCCCAAGCAAGACGCUGUCGCUGAUCUUGAAUCUGGAGAAGACGGUUUCUUCCCAAUGGUUCUCGUUCAAAUCCCUAUGUGUAACGAAAAAGAGGUUUACCAACAAUCAAUAGCUGCAGUGUGUAAUUUGGACUGGCCAAAAUCGAAAAUUUUGAUUCAAGUUUUGGAUGAUUCUGAUGAUCCAACCACGCAGCUGCUUAUUAAAGAAGAGGUGCAUAAAUGGCAACAAGAAGGUGCGCACAUUGUGUAUCGGCACCGUGUAAUUAGAGAUGGUUACAAAGCUGGUAAUCUUAAGUCUGCCAUGAGUUGUAGUUAUGUUAAGGACUACGAAUUUGUUGCCAUUUUCGAUGCUGAUUUCCAGCCGACCCCUAAUUUUCUCAAACAAACCGUCCCCCAUUUUAAGGAUAAUGAAGAUGUAGGGUUGGUUCAGGCAAGGUGGUCCUUUGUGAAUAAGGAUGAGAAUUUGCUAACAAGAUUACAAUACAUAAAUUUGUCAUUUCACUUUGAGGUAGAGCAACAAGUCAAUGGUGUUUUCAUUAAUUUCUUUGGGUUUAAUGGGACUGCUGGGGUUUGGAGGAUAAAGGCUUUGGAGGAUUCUGGUGGGUGGUUGGAGAGGACCACGGUUGAGGAUAUGGAUAUUGCCGUCCGUGCUCAUCUUCAAGGAUGGAAGUUCGUUUUUCUCAAUGAUGUUGAGUGUCAGUGUGAACUUCCUGAAUCUUAUGAAGCUUAUAGAAAACAACAGCACCGAUGGCACUCUGGACCCAUGCAGUUAUUCCGCCUCUGUUUGCCAGAUAUUAUCCGUGCUAAAAUUAGUGUAUGGAAGAAAUUCAAUAUGAUCUUUCUGUUCUUUCUGCUAAGAAAACUGAUCCUACCAUUUUAUUCUUUCACUCUUUUCUGCAUAAUUCUCCCCAUGACCAUGUUCGUUCCAGAGGCUGAACUUCCCGCAUGGGUUGUCUGUUACAUCCCUGCUACAAUGUCAUUCCUCAACAUCCUUCCGGCCCCAAAAUCCUUCCCAUUCAUUGUUCCUUACCUUCUUUUUGAGAAUACCAUGUCAGUGACCAAGUUCAAUGCCAUGAUCUCUGGUCUUUUCCAACUUGGUAGUGCUUAUGAGUGGGUUGUUACAAAAAAAUCCGGUCGAUCAUCUGAGGGUGAUCUUGUCUCCUUGGUUGAGAAAGAGCCAAAACAUCAACGUUGGGGUUCAGAACCCAAUCUUGAUGAAAUGAAAGCCAAUAUCCAGCAAGAACAAAAGGCUAGGAAAAAGAAGCAUAAUAGGAUAUAUACGAAGGAGUUAGCUCUAGCAUUCCUUCUUCUAACAGCUUCAGCUAGGAGCCUUCUGUCUGCACAGGGUAUCCAUUUCUAUUUCUUGCUAUUUCAAGGGAUAUCCUUCCUUCUGGUUGGUCUAGACUUAAUUGGUGAGCAGGUUCUGUAAAGGACAGAUUAGGAACUUUGUAGGAAAAUGUGGAUGAUAUAAAUACAGCAGGCAUGGGUGGACACCAAAUCUGAGUAUUGAUGCAAAUGAACUUUUAUGGAAGAUUUGAAGAGGGCUGGGAGCACUUUUCAUCGUCUUCUACCCUCUAGUCUAGUCUCUGGUUCCAGUUCCAUCCAAUACAAGAUGAAAUUCUGUUACUUGGACAGAAGAAUGGCAUCAAUUUGGACAUUGGCACACUUGAAAAUGGUGAUACUCUUUAGUAUAUAUAAGGUUUUUCUUUUCUGUUUUUUGAUUCUUUUGUUUUUCUGUCAAUUCUUUUGUAAGAAAAUAUUGUUGUUCAAACAUAAACAGGGUAGAUUAUUGAUCCCUUCUCCUUUUUUCGCUUUACAUACGGAUGGUAAUUGAGCUGAUUUCCUAUUUCCUUUGAAGCUGGAUGUUCCCAUUAGUCAUUUGAUUCAGUUGUUUUACUCACAUUUAGCCAUUGGGAUUCUUAACAUGAUCUAACCUUUUCUCUCACCAAAUCUAGGAAAAGUAAAAAACAUAGAGGCCUUUAUUUGGCAAGGAAACUUCGUUCUUUGAACACUCUUGUUUGCCCUGCAUAUUUGGACAAGUAGCCCUCUUUAGUCUUUACAAACCUGACCCCAAACCCCCCUACCCCCUCUGAUUUCAUGAACGGGAACUAUCUUUCCAAUUAUGUUUGGAUAAGUUGACGAGGAACAGCUACGAAAAGCAGCUCAAAGAAUGAAUCUUGUUAUAUAUCUCACUACCUUUCUGGUCUUCAAAUGGCAGAGUACUAACUCAGUUUAUGCAUUUACUUUCCUUCAUAAAGUUCUCAUCUUUCUUUUAACAGAUUCAGCUUGGCAGUUAAAAUUUAGAUGGAAACAUUAUCCAGGAAUUAAAUUGAGCUUAGAUCUUGUCCUUGGGUAGCUGGGAAGCACAUGGGUUCUCCAUUGUCUGAUUCUUUCGAGUCAUGGGGCUGUAGCCCAUCCCCACAGCUGGCUCACAGAAUUUAUCGUUGGGAAGCAGCUGGACCACACUAGGAUGUGGACCCCCUGAAAUCUUGUUUCGCAUCAGCAUAUUUAAAAAAAAAAUCCCACACGGAAUUUCUCCAAGCACAGACAAAAGAAAAAAAAUUGAAUCUGUUUGAAGGAAGAAAUCUGAACUUGUUUCCGAGGAUAGAUGGUGAUGGAGUUUGUCUGGGACUCUGAGUAGUCAAUCAACGUUUAAUUGGAGAAUGUUUUUUUUUUUAACAGUUUUUACAUUCUCAAAGGGAACUUAAAUUCCAAUGAAAUUUGAAAUCUGAAAUCCCAUUAUCCUCCAGCACUCGGCGGCAAUAAGUCUGCAACAAGUGGCAUCUGAGACAGGAGUGGCAUCUGUGAAAUUGAUUGGCAUGUGGCAUUUGUUUUCGUGGGGUUCCUUUUUUACGUCAGAUUUUCGUUCAUUUGGUUUGGCUUGGUCCCAUAAAAUAAUAUAUCUUCCAAUUCCAAUAUGUAAUUUCCUUUCUUUUUUAUUUUUAAAUAAAUUUCCAUU
This is a messenger RNA of Durio zibethinus, 3930 nucleotides long. Lineage: Eukaryota; Viridiplantae; Streptophyta; Magnoliopsida; Malvales; Malvaceae. The record is from RefSeq and is a predicted model, not a curated record.